Teleopsis dalmanni is the source of this 1005-nucleotide messenger RNA. RefSeq lists its product as uncharacterized. The coding region runs from base 87 to 905 and encodes 272 amino acids. The transcript is spliced from 2 exons. The record is from RefSeq and is a predicted model, not a curated record. Lineage: Eukaryota; Metazoa; Arthropoda; Insecta; Diptera; Diopsidae.
AUAUGUAUUAGGCAUACAAUGUAAACAACAGGAAAACAAAGAAACUAAAAUUGCAGGAUCAUUCUCUAACAGUAGCAUUAGUUGCAAUGGAUUCCCAUAAAAAUAUUAUUAAGGCGGUUAAAUCCAACUGGAUUUUAAAUGGCGGAUGUGGACUUAAUGAAGUAGUUCAAACAAAUAUAACAAAUGAAGAUAUAUUUGUAAAGCCAAAAUUGGAUGAUAUUCUUUGUGCGGAUCGUGCAAUUUUACUGGGACGUCCAAAUUCUUCUCGAAGUGAAACGGCCUGUGAACUUCAACUUUUGGUGUCACCUCCAUAUAAAGUUGAAGCGUUUACUGUUUUGUGUAGCGUACCGAAAAUAGAAUUAUUUAUUGGUGAACAAAAGGAAUACGCAGAAACUGUUUACGGUACAAUUAUGGAAGAAGACGAAGAUGAGGCAGAUAUAGCUGGUUCAUUAGUUUCGUAUAGGUAUGACGUGGAAAUAGAAAAGUCAGGAGUGGUGGAAGUAACUUUAAAGUUUAUUACGCCCGCUGAUGAAGUUUGUGUUUUCGGUAUCAUUUUGUUUGCAGCUCCAAACCCAAACGGAAUUACUACACAAACACCAAAUUGUAUAAAUUUGGAAAACGUACAAAAAAUUCUAAACAGUUCCAAGCAAACCAUAUCACCAGGAGCAGAGAAGUGCAAAUUGUUCAUGCAAUUAUAUAGUCAAAAUUCAAAUAUGCAAGACCAAUUAGUUGAAAGCAGUAAUAAGAAGACUGGAAACGAUGCUCUAUUGGCAACGUUGCUGGAUAACAUUGUAAGAAAAAAUAUUGAAGAAAUGGAAUCGAGAAUGAAUACGCGAUUAAAUCUAAUAGAGCAACGUUUAAGUAAACUUGAUGAAGUUUUAAGUAUCUUGAAUCAGAACAAAUAAUUUGCAAAUCUAUUGGUGCAUUUUACAUAUUCUCAUUAAAUUAUAUCAUUUUAUACAUCAAACACUUUAAUAUAAAUAAAUAAUGUUUUCAAUAUCUGAA